Messenger RNA from Phyllostomus hastatus (greater spear-nosed bat), 2730 nucleotides. It is a transcript of the gene TMEM33, whose product is annotated as transmembrane protein 33. The transcript is spliced from 9 exons. Gene Ontology annotation, biological process: membrane organization; endoplasmic reticulum tubular network organization. Gene Ontology annotation, cellular component: endoplasmic reticulum; membrane. Lineage: Eukaryota; Metazoa; Chordata; Mammalia; Chiroptera; Phyllostomidae. Bases 308 to 1000 code for a protein of 230 amino acids. The record is from RefSeq and is a predicted model, not a curated record.
UUUAGAGCGGCCCUGUUGGUCCUGGUUUCGAAGCUCCGCCUUCGCUCCGGUCUUUCUAGAAACCCAGCUUUGUACUUGGCGGUACCGUACUGGUACUGCCCAGCCACUGCAGGUGUCCGCGGCGUCCCAGACACGUGUGUGUCCCCUAUGGCGGAUACCCCCUCGAACGGCCCCCAAGGGGCGGGCGCAGUGAGCCCAGACCUGUUGUUUUGCAGAACACUCCUCAAAUUGGAGUAGUCCGAUCAUAUUUUUCCCUUCCUGAUGACUAGAUUCAGGUUACACAUUUUUGCAGGAAUAUUAUCAAUUCAUGAUGACCAAUAAACUGGACACAGCGAUGUGGCUUUCUCGCUUGUUCACAGUUUACUGCUCUGCUUUGUUUGUUCUGCCUCUUCUUGGGUUGCAUGAAGCAGCAAGCUUUUACCAGCGGGCUUUGCUGGCAAAUGCUCUUACAAGUGCUCUGAGGCUGCAUCAAAGAUUACCACACUUCCAGUUGAGCAGAGCAUUCCUGGCCCAAGCUUUGUUGGAGGACAGCUGCCACUACCUGCUGUAUUCACUCAUCUUUGUCAAUUCCUACCCUGUUACAAUGAGUAUUUUCCCAGUCUUGUUAUUCUCUUUGCUUCAUGCUGCUACGUACACAAAAAAGGUCCUUGACGCAAAAGGCUCAAAUAGCUUACCUCUGCUGAGAUCUAUGUUGGAUAAAUUAAGUGCUAAUCAACAGAAUAUUCUGAAAUUCAUUGCUUGUAAUGAGAUACUCUUGAUGCCUGCUACAGUUUUUAUGCUUUUUAGUGGUCAAGGAAGUUUGCUCCAGCCUUUUAUAUACUAUAGAUUUCUUACUCUCCGAUAUUCCUCUCGAAGAAAUCCGUAUUGUCGGACCUUGUUUAAUGAAUUGAGGAUUAUUGUCGAACAUAUAAUAAUGAAACCUGCUUGCCCACUGUUUGUGAGAAGACUUUGUCUCCAGAGCAUCGCCUUUAUAAGCAGAUUGGCACCAACAGUUGCGUAGCGUAAUAUCCAGCUAAGUUAAAUAUAAAUAAGCAUUAGUAGCAGCUGAUGCUUCUGCUAGGGAUUGUUAAUUCCAGGUGUGAAACUGACCUCACUCCAAUUUACAUAAAUUCAUCUUAAUGGAACAAUAACAUUUUCCUGGCAUGUUAAAUCAAGCCUUUAUAAAAAAAGUUUCUAAGAAAAUUCUACUGUGUUGUGUUGUUAAUGGUUGAGGAAGUUUGUAUUGUAUCAAAUUUUUUUUAGAUGCUGCUGUGCCUUUAUCAUGUAUGUUUAUUUCUCUUGUAACAAUAGCUCUAAAAUUUGUUUCUGCCUAAUUGGUAACCUGAAUUUAUUUAUAUCUGCCAUUAAUUCUUUAUGGUAACAUUUACAUAUGUGAAUUCAGUAUAUUUUGAGACAGUAUUUUGCCAUUUAUGAAUUUUGGUUGAUUAAGCCACAUUUUCCACUGUAUUUGAUUUCAAAUUGUUAUUAAAUUGAUUUUGUGCUGCUUUGUUAGCAUAGAUUAAUUUUGGAUGUGCUGUUAUAAGAGGAGUUCAAAAUUUUAUUUCCAUUAAUUCUUCUGUAGAUUUGAAUUUUUCUUUUAAAGGCUCAACUGUAAGCUUAUUAGCCAAUGAGGUAAAUAUUUGGGGUCCCCUAACCAUUUAUAUCAGAAAGCAGUAGUCAUACAGCUUUAAGAAACCGUUCUUUUAUAAUGUGGACACAUAGGUUAUUAGUGUUACUAUAGUUCAUAGAAUUACCUAGAUCAAAUUCUUGACUACCGUUUUUCUCAGUUUCUUAUGCUUGACUUUUCAUAAGAGUUGUAGCAGUUCAGGUACCUUUGAAAGGGAUGUAACUGAAGAUUGGUUAUAUGACUAUACUUAGUAUCUCUUCUGAAAUAAUAAUGAAGAUUAUCCUGUACAUUCUUUACCCAUCAAAUCUGAUUUAAAGGUUAAAUGGGAAGGUUUAUAGCUAAGGUAAUUGGGAAUGGUCCCUGAAGAGGAGUUUGGGGGAAAGAGUAUACAUUUCAUAUUUCAUGAUGGACAAAUUUGGGGGAACUAGAUGUAUUAUGCAGCUGUGAGUUGGGUUGUAUAAUAUGUUAAAUCCUGUUUACUGAGCUAUCAGCUCUAAAAAGUUUAUUUUGACCUUUAUUGUUGCAUGAUUAGAAAUGUUUAAAACAUUGUAAAAAUUCUAGUACAGAGUAAUGGAAUGGUUUUUGUAACCAGUUCUCUUCUUUCUGCAUGUAAUUUGGAUUUCUCAAAUACAUUCAUUGGUAACUUAUUAGUAAGAUCAGUUUUCUUUUUGUUCAACUUUCAUUCUGUAGAAAUGUGAUAUCUACUUGAUAGCUCAACCAUAACCAGCUCUUUUUGUAACAUUUUUCUACUAACUUAGAGAAGCAGCCUCAUAAUAGUUGAUUGUGUGUGUGUGUGUGUGUGUGUGUGUGUGUGUGUAUGUCUAGCCUCAUUGUCACUAUAUAUGUAAUCUGAUGUUUUAAGAACUAAAUUUUCUAGAGUAAUAAGUGGCUAUAAUGUUAAGUAAACAGUAUAUUAUUGAUAUCUAAAGAUAUUUUUUAAAAUUUAAGCCUUGAAUUAUAUUGAAAUUUUGGCAGUGAAGGGACAUUUUUAAGUUACUAGGUUUUUUUUGUUUUUGUUUUUACAAAUUUUUAAAUCUUGAGAUAAUUUUAGAUUUAUAGAAGUGACUAAGAAAUUAAUCCUGAAACAAUAUUGCUAACUAAAGUACAGACCUAUUCAGAUUUCA